AUUAGUUAUAAAUAGAUAAACAUGUGUGUUUAUAUGGUUUUAUGUGUAUUAUUAAUUAGUGUAUGUAAUGGUGGUGAUGUAUUUCACGAAGGAAGCAAAAUUACUUUUCAUUCUAACAAUCAAGAGGAUUUCUUUGGUUACAAUGUCGUUUUCGGAGAAAAUAGUAAUUUACUAGUGGGUGCUCCUAAGGCAGUCAGGCCAGGAUCGAGGCACAUGGCAACAGGCGCAGUGUUCAACUGUUCACUCACCGAUCUGGACACAAAGAAUAUCACCUGCGUAUCAUUAAAUAUGGGAAGUGAAGUUUCAGCUCGGCUCAGCAGCAAUAGAGAUUUCUACCGCGACGACAUGUGGUUUGGUGCAAGCAUCGCGGUGGUGCCCACGGGAAAACUGUUGAUUUGUGCACCGCGCUGGGCCAGGCCGUACGGCGACCGGCACCUCCUAGCCAACGGGGCGUGUUACCUGCAUACGAAGAGACGGAACAUCCCUCUAUACCCUCUCGGGGACAUGAAAAACCAAGCAUUUAUGACCGUUGGAUCGCGCAAGGAAUAUGGACAAUACGGCACCCAUCUCAACUACUAUGCGUACGCGCAGGCUGGCAUGGCCGUCAAGGUCACGGGCAACGGCAGCAUCAUCAUUGGAGCACCGGGACUGCUGCAGUGGACAGGAGGAAUUGUUGAUUACAUGUACAGUCCCGACGUUAACAGCGUAUACCUGAGUAAGAAGCCGACAACCAAUCCUUUCUACACUCCCGAUGUCGGCCCCGACGAUUAUCUAGGGUACAGCGUGGAAUCCGGCAUCUUUGAGGAUGGUGGUAGAAUACUCUAUGUAGCUGGAGCCCCUCGCGCAAAAUUAGGAUUCGGACAGGUUCUAGUUUUCGAACCUGCAAGUCGGGAAGCAGAUCCUCUCAAAAUCCGUGCGAAAAUAGAAGGUCCGCAACUCGGCGCCUACUUUGGAGCAAGUCUGACCUGCCUUGACAUCAAUGCCGAUGGCAGAACAGACAUCCUGGUGGGGGCCCCGAACUUUGUUGGCAAGGGAGAAGACGUGUACGACCAAGGAGCUGUGUACGUUUAUUUAAAUAAAGAAGAGGCUACUGGUUUUAUUUUCGACUACGCAGGCCACGUGACUGGCUCCAGCACUAACGGUGCGAGGUUCGGGAAUGCCAUCGCUGAUCUUGGAGACAUCGAUGGGGAUGGAUAUAGAGAUAUUGCAGUUAGCGCCCCUUGGGAGAACAAUGGUUCGGGCGCUGUGUAUAUCUACAGAGGUGACCAACGCGGGGUGAAGAGCCAGUAUGUGCAAAGGAUUGUGGCUAGUGAAGCCAGAAAUUUUGGUAUAGCUAUUGCAAAAGGACAUGACGUUGAUGGAAACCAAUGUAAUGAUUUAGCUGUAGGAGCGCACGCGUCCGGCACAGCUCACAUGUACAGAUGCAUCCCGACGCUGACGCUGCACGCCACCAUCAAGAUAGACCAAGCGCUAGACUUGCCGCAGAACGCGACUAAUUUCACCGCUGAGUUCUGUAUCUACGUCGCACCACAACACAAAUGGCCCCAUUCGUAUAUAGAUCUUAAGGCUACAAUAAUAAUAGAUCCAGAGGCUAAUAGAGCCGUGAUAGAUGGAGAUUCUGAAUACACAUAUAAAGCCAGACCCGGAAUUAGUAAAUGCGAGGAACAGGUGGUUAACGUCAAGCCCACGGCAGAUUUAUCUAGGCCGAUAUCAAUUAAAUUUGACGUCGAACCUGUAGAUGUUAUGCAAAAAAAUUCAACAACAUUUUCCACUGAGGCUGUAAGAUUGUCGGAAGACUCCACGCUUCACUCCGAGUUCGACAUCCAACUUACACGCGACUGCGGCGAAGAUCUGAUCUGCAAACCCUGGCUGGAAGUAACCAUGGAAACGAUGUCUAAUCCUUACAUUCCAGGAGCUGAGAAUAAACUGGGUGCCACCAUCACAGUACUGAACAAGGAGGAACCAGCUUAUGGCGUUCGAGUUCAUUUGAUUUUACCAACACAACCUAAAAGAGUGCCAAAGAAUUGUAAUUUGCAAGGAUUAAACAUGAGCUGUGACGUAAUCUCCCCACUGUACCGCAAUCAGUCAGAAUCCUUCGAAGUGGAGCUAGAGUAUACGCUAACCAAUUUCGAGGAGGACAUGCUGGUAAUAUACGCCAGUAUCGAAGACCCGCUCAACAGAACCGUCAGUGACGAACCGACGCUGGAACUGGAGUUGAAUAUAUUCCCUGAAGCUAAUGUUAGUGUUAGUGGAAAGGCGCUUCCCAAUGCCACGGUGCCCGUGUCCCGAGAGAAGCUCAGUAAAGGGAGCCUAAUUCCCUUUGUGCACUACUUCGAGGUGACAAAUACUGGCCCAUCUGACUGGCCUCUUUUGGACGCGAGUAUAAUUCUGCCCGAAAAAGUAUCUUUAUCGCAGCCGAAGGAGGGUUGCGUGGAAGACGCGACCGGCGUCGGCAAUACGACGGUGCUUGAGUGCACGUGGUCGGUCGGCGCGAAUGUCUCCCUGCCGGUGGUGCUGCCGUUGCGGUUCAACAUGAAAACUAAUGGGAAAUUGCUAGAAGAAGCCUCGGAGCGCAACAUUACCACAAUCUUACACCUCUACGAGCAGAAUAAGACUAUCUCUAUUACCACCAGACUAGUAUUGAGCCCAGUUCAGCCUAUUUGGCCGUUAAUAGUUGGCAUAGUCGCCGGUUUGCUACUGCUGGCUGCUAUUGCCUACGGAUUAUAUAAAUACGGCUUCUUCUCAAGAAAACGCAUCCCGGACUUCAACAAAAUACAAGAGCCAGUAGCUCAAGAGGACCCCAGCAGUUCCAGCCCGCCCUCAACGCCCCCUGAUUCCCUGUUUCCCAAUGACUCCGCGCAAAGCACGCGAGAGUUGUUGUUUGAAUCAGACUCGGAUUGAUUUCGUAUAGUACAGGGUACCUAGCUAACGUUACAAGUUCACAACCGCUUUCGCUUCGUCUCUGUUACGCUAGUCCGAAUUAGCGCGGCAGAGCCAGUUGCGUUUCGAUGGCCAUGUAUUUAAGCGUCAACGAUUGCCACUUCAGCUGGACCGGCAGAGUGAAGGGGUUUAGCCGUAUAUGUCUGGGAGAGAUGAAAUAUAUGUCAUAUACAAAGAAAAAGUGACCAAGGCAAGGCCUCCAAGUGUUCAAAACUGGAUUCGAACCAGCGUCCUCCGUUAUCGCGACGGAUGCCUAAACCGGAUGACGGAUGUCUAUGACAUUUAAAUAUUUCAGUUUACAGUCUAGUUCAGUUACUUACAUGGAAAAAAAUAUCUGAACAUGACUAAUAUAAUCAAUAUUAUGAACAUAAAAGCGUGUUCAGAUAUUUUUUUUCGUGUAUCUGCGUAGAUGUAAAAGACCUUCGACGAGUCAGUAAUUCGUUUUACAGCAAGGCAACGUUGUUGAUUAACCGCUUAUGUCGAUAUUAAUAUCAUAGCGAGCGAAAUACUUCAAUAUAUAAUCAAGUGCCACAAUGCUCGUAGUUUACGCGGGAGUGGUUAGAAAAGUGAAAUCUAGAACGUUGCGGCGGUUUCAAGACACAAGUGAAUCACCAAAUUUUUGCUCCCAAGUGAAUCCCCAAUGUUUUUCCCACAUAAACACACAUUAUAACAUUAAAAUUAAAAUAAAAUACAUACGUCUGACCACUUUGCCUCGUGUAGUUACUGCUCCGUUCAACUUGAUUCGAUUGAUGGACUCUGAAUGUGAGUAAACUUCAUUUAUUUUAUAUAAAUACAAUGCUAAAGCAUUAAGCUUAUUAAGUGAAUGUUUUUAUAUAAGACUGAGAAAGAAUGUACAUUAUUUAAAGAGUUCACAUUAACUUUACGAUUUCAAGUUACGACCAAUUUAUGUUUAUGGUAGUCUAUUAAAAAGUAUUUAAAACUGUGAAUGUGAAUUUUAUUUUAAGUGUCUAUAACUGUGAUCGUAAAUCAGUCUUUAAUUUAAGUAAGAUUUUUUUAGAAUACAUUAGAUAAUAAUUAUAUAAUAAAGUGUCUAAGAAGAAAGAAACAAGAUAUUUUUUUAUCUAUCUUAAUAGUAAGGAGAUUCAAGGCCGGAUACAAUCAUAGUUGCCAUAAUAUAUAACUAUCAAGACAAGUCGUCAGAUAUCUCCUUUGAGAUGUUAUUUACAAGCUACAGAUGUUAAAUUCGAACCUCUCGCCUGUCAAAGAUAAUUUUGGGCACAGUUGAAGCCGUAUUCGACUAUUUCCGCUCCGCCGGAUCUCUUUGUAUGCAAUCAAACGAGAAAGUCGUUCAAUAUUUCUCUAUUCCGAUAGAUUUAUUUAUUUUCGCUACCAGUCUUCAGGUAGGAUGUUUGUUUUUUAUUAGAAUGGUUUAGUUUCCACACCCUUUUAUAUUGUUCAAAGAUGAGGAACGAAAUUACGAUAAUCAGUGUU
Molecule: messenger RNA, 4392 nt
Organism: Leguminivora glycinivorella
Lineage: Eukaryota; Metazoa; Arthropoda; Insecta; Lepidoptera; Tortricidae
Product: integrin alpha-PS3-like
Exons: 22
Coding region: 22-2901 (959 amino acids)
Biological process (GO): cell adhesion mediated by integrin; integrin-mediated signaling pathway; cell-matrix adhesion
Cellular component (GO): external side of plasma membrane; integrin complex
Molecular function (GO): integrin binding
Source: RefSeq, a predicted model, not a curated record